CUCAUCAGUAGUCACAAACGCUCACUUACUUUUCUCCUACCCUAUUCCAUAACCAUGAAGCUGUCCCUCCUUCACACUUCUCCCGCCCUCCUCCUCUUCAUCAUCCUUUUCCAAACUCUAAAUCCACAGCCGACGUCAGGCUUCCUUUCCACCUCGGACCGAUGGAUCGUCAACGAGUCAGGCCAACGUGUCAAGCUCGCGUGCGCAAACUGGCCAUCUCAUUUGGCCCCUGUGGUCGCCGAGGGGCUCAGCAAGAGCCCAUUGGAUGCCAUAUCAAAGUUAAUAGGCUCGAUGGGUUUCAACUGUGUUAGGCUCACUUGGCCUCUCUACCUUGUUACCAACUCCUCCUAUGCUACGCUCACCGUUCGUCAAUCCUUCCAAGGGCUCGGCCUCAAUGUAUCCCUCGACGGAUUGACGAAAAACAAUGCUUGGAUCCUGGACAAGACGCUCAUCGAAGCGUACAAGGCUGUGGUGGCAAAUCUUGGGAGCAACAACAUAAUGGUGAUCCUGGACAAUCACUUAACUCAGCCGGGCUGGUGCUGCAACAACAACGACGGCAACGGUUUCUUCUGGGACCCGUUCUUCAAUCCUAACGAAUGGCUCGCCGGGCUCUCACGAAUGGCCAGAUUGUUCAACGGAGUCACCAACGUCGUCGGCAUGAGCCUGAGAAAUGAGCUCAGGGGUCCAAGACAAAAUGUCCCAGAUUGGUACAAGUACAUGCCGAUGGGCGCCGACGCGGUUCACCAAGCGAACCCUAACGUCCUCGUCAUACUCUCAGGACUCAACUUCGAUAAUGACCUCAGCUUUCUGUCGAAAAAAAAACUCAAGCUCUCCUUUCCCAACAAGCUCGUCCACGAGGUGCAUUGGUACGCGUUCUCAAAUACCGAUACGUGGAGCAAUCAGAACGCCAAUGAUGCUUGCGGCUCUAUAACCUCCAACAUAAUGAGGAAAGCGGGGUUCGUACUGAGUCAAGGAACUCCGUUGUUCAUGAGCGAGUGGGGGAUCGAUCAGAGGGGAGGGAACAGGAAUGACAACAGAUACUCGAGCUGUGCUCUGGCAGCUCUAGCUGAGCUAGACCUUGAUUGGGCUCUCUGGGCUUUGCAAGGGAGUUAUUAUCUAAGAGAAGGCGUACUCGAUAUGGAGGAGGUUUAUGGUGCUAUGAAUUUAGAUUGGUCUGGACCAAGGAAUGCUACCUUCCUACAUCGGCUCGCUUCUAUAAAAUCUCCCUUCCGAGGCCCAGGACUCAACAACCCCCUCAACACCGUGCUCUACCAUCCGAAAACAGGGUCGUGCGUCGUCCAGGACGGUUCGACAAAUUCGUCAUUGCAUUUAGGCCCUUGUGACUCACCGAGAGGUUGGAAAUAUAAUGGUCAGACCAUCCAGCUCGUAAAUUCAGACUCGUUCCUGAAGGAAUCAGGUGCAGGCCAGCCGGUGACGCUCGAGAAUUUCGCUAACAGCGGUAGCUUCAAAUGGGAUCUGAUAUCAAACUCGAAACUACACAUCACUUCACAGACUAAUCUAUGCCUGGAUAUCGGCUCUGAUGGCAGCACUCUCAUCACGAAUCCCUGCAACUGCAUCGGUAAAGACAAGAACUGCGAUCCUGAGGGUCAAUGGUUCAAGAUGGUUCCCAGCAACAGACCCGUGCAGCAAUGACCGAGAGGGGACUUAGAGGGUAGGUGAGGAAAUAAUUGUUGGAGUAGUGGAAAAGCCUAUGAAAAUAUUCAAUAAGGAAUGAUUUUAUGUGCAUA
Molecule: messenger RNA, 1748 nt
Organism: Asparagus officinalis (garden asparagus)
Lineage: Eukaryota; Viridiplantae; Streptophyta; Magnoliopsida; Asparagales; Asparagaceae
Exons: 3
Coding region: 55-1653 (532 amino acids)
Molecular function (GO): hydrolase activity, hydrolyzing O-glycosyl compounds
Source: RefSeq, a predicted model, not a curated record